AUGUUCAACUCUAGGUUCGUAGAAUUCGAGAUGACGAAGGUGGCUAUCAUUACGGGUGCAUCUUCUGGUAUCGGGCGUUCCAGUGCCAUCGCGCUGUCUGAGAAGGGAUGGACUCUUGUCCUGUUUGCGAGACGCCUCGACAACCUCCAGGAGACAAAGGCCAUGUGUGCCGAUCCGGAGAAAUGUCUGGUUAUCCAAGGUGAUGUCUCCAAGGAAGACGAAGUUGCAAAGCUCUUCCAGGAAACUGUUCAACGCUUCGGGCGGUUGGAUUUGCUGUUCAACAAUGCUGGCAUUAGUUCUAAGCCCAUCCCCAUAGAGGAAAUGUCCCUGUCACAUUUCCAGAAAAUCGUCGACGUUAACCUGAUCGGUACCUUCUUGUGCACACGCGAGGCUGUGAAGAUCUUCAAAUCGCAGACACCACAAGGGGGUCGCAUCAUCAACAACGGGUCGAUCUCCGCGUACACGCCCCGCCCAUAUUCCACUCCUUACACUGCCACGAAGCAUGCGGUGCUUGGUAUGACGAAGUCUACCUUGCUCGACGGUCGUAACUUCAACAUCACCUGCUCGCAGAUCGACAUUGGUAACGCGCAGACCGACAUGGCUGGUAGCCACUCUGAGGGCACACUACAGCCCAACGGGCAGGUGGUUCCCGAGCAAAUGAUGGACGUGAAGCACGUAGGCGACACAGUCGCCUACAUCGCGGGCCUCCCUCAUGGGGUCACUUUGCUCACCGUCAACAUAAUGUGA
Messenger RNA from Fibroporia radiculosa, 747 nucleotides. RefSeq lists its product as uncharacterized. Bases 1 to 747 code for a protein of 248 amino acids. The record is from RefSeq and is a predicted model, not a curated record. The transcript has 6 exons. NCBI's taxonomy places the organism in Eukaryota, Fungi, Basidiomycota, Agaricomycetes, Polyporales, Fibroporiaceae.